Molecule: messenger RNA, 465 nt
Organism: Effrenium voratum
Lineage: Eukaryota; Dinophyceae; Suessiales; Symbiodiniaceae
Source: the annotation of a GenBank genome assembly
AUGCCCAAAACGACAGCCAACCAACCCACAACGUGGGGGAGUACGCCGGCCUGGUUCGAAGAGGCCACGGUCGGGGCGGACUUCAAGGUGCGGAUGCUGAAGCACGCGGGCAAGGACUUCCGAGUAAACAUUUGGGACUCCUCCGGCGAGCUGCGGUUCCUCGAGGUGCGAAACGAGUUCUACCGGGAGGCCCAAGGUGUGAUUCUGGUUUUCGACGUGACCUCCAGGAGAUCAUUCCAAAAUUUGGAGAAGUGGAUGGAUGAGGUGGCUAAGUAUGCGCAGGGCAGCGAGCCCCAAUUCGCGGUGGUGGGUACGAAGACCGAUCUCACCACCACCCGCAUGGUGCAAGAGCAAACUGGCCGGGACUGGGCCAAGAGCAAGAGCAUCCCAUACUUUGAGACCUCUGCUGCCCAAGGCCGAAAUGUUGAGAUGGUCUUCAAGGAGAUGGCCAGCCGCCUGUCAUGA